AUGUCACUGGCAGCGUACGUUGCGAAACAAAAGCGUUUUGAACUACGUGCUUUUUGGGGUUGGUGUGGUGAGAAGGCACCAAUCGAAGUCUUCUCCUAUUUAUUUCGGCCGUAUCGAGAAGAAGAGUUGUCUCACAUCGAGUCUCGAGGUCUAUUGCUACCAUUCUACAAUGAAAUUUCUGGAUUCCUUGCGAUAUCUCGACAGCCUGUGACUGAUCAGAGUGAAUGUGCCUGUCCAAGAGACAAGAUUACUUCGGAUCUUGAGUUGUACACAUCCCUGAGGGAUCGAUUUCGGGGAAAGCCCGUCGUAGAUGCCUUUGUGCGAGAGAACUUUUCCAAAGCUACUGUUGUUGGGAUCCAUAUCCGAGCGGGAAACGGCGAAGGAGGCGACUUUGACAGAAAGGGUCGCUCGAUAAACAAUCUACAGGUAUGGGUGGGGGACGUUGUAAAGUUAGUUCUCCAAGAAGGCUUCCGUAAAGCAGGAUCCAACGAACUAGUGGUGUACAUUGCAACUGAUACGCCGUCGACGAUUGAUAUGUUUCGGAACCAAUUGUCUCCCCAUCAAAUCAAAGUCUUAGACUUGCCGCAAACGAGGAUGGAAGAGGGGACAGGGGUCAUGUUUGGUGAGGCAGCCAAGGUGCACAAUAUGGGCGACGAGACUGAUGACUACUCGUCUUGUUUGAAAGGUUGGACAGAUACUCUUUCCGACAUGUUCCUUCUCAGUCACGCGGAUGUUGUGAUUGCUGCCACUCCUAGUUCUUUUAGCCAAACUGCUCCAAUGUCACUAGCAUUCGGAAAGGAAUCACAAGGUGUGGAGACUCCUUAUUGCGAGGUCAUUCCAAAGUUUGAGCCCCACAAAAAGAAGGAAACUACUGAAUGGAAAGAAGUCGCUCCAACAAUGCAGUGCUACAAAAGCUAUGUUGACUGGUGCUGCAACUACUCUACAUGGAUAAAGUUCAAGAAGCAAGGUCGUCAGAAUCGAACGAAAAUUGUUUCGAAGGAGUUUCUUCGGUUUCCACUUCCUAGCAACGAAGGCACCGUGAAAGAUUAUCGUGGUUUGCGCAAUCGUACUUUCGAUUGCCGUCGUCCUGGUCGUGGUAGAGCGGCAGGCGGUCUCAAAGACAAAUGCCUGCCGCAUGCAUGGGUGGUGCAAUAG
Cylindrotheca closterium is the source of this 1155-nucleotide messenger RNA. Lineage: Eukaryota; Bacillariophyta; Bacillariophyceae; Bacillariales; Bacillariaceae. The record is from the annotation of a GenBank genome assembly.